AUGGCGGACCCAGAGGACAACGAGAAAGCUGCAUCCAGCCAGGAAAGUGCUACCAGUACCAAGAGAUCUUCUUCGGAAGCAGAUACCCCUGUGAACACUAAAAAACACAGGCCGAAAGAUGAAUCACCCGACGAACAGAUUGCCCAAACUCCACGACCUCCCUAUUACGCUGUCAUUUUUACAUCACUCCGGAAUACGACGACGACAACAAGCGAAACUGAAGCGUACGGGAAAACGGCACAACGCAUGGUCGAAUUGGCUCGACAGCAACCGGGAUAUCUGGGUGUCGAGUCGGCAAGGGAUGGUCUAGGAAUCACAGUCUCUUAUUGGAAGGACCUGCCGUCCAUACGGCACUGGAAACAAAACUGCGAGCACGUCCAAGCACAAGAAAAUGGAAUUCAAAAAUGGUAUUCCGCCUAUACCACCCGCAUUGCAUUGGUGGAACGAGAUUAUAGUAUGUAA
Molecule: messenger RNA, 462 nt
Organism: Seminavis robusta
Lineage: Eukaryota; Bacillariophyta; Bacillariophyceae; Naviculales; Naviculaceae
Source: the annotation of a GenBank genome assembly